AUGGAUUUGGUGGCUGCUGGUUCUAGGGUUGAUAUGUCUGUGGAGAUCAUGGCUGUCAGCGGAACACAAGUAAUCGAUGUUAUCGAGCAAGGAGCAGGGGCACAACCAGAUGGUCCCCAGAUUCCAGUUGCUUCUGAUAGUGAUUCAUGCUCCUCACCAGAUGAGGACAAGUUAGCCACUUUUGAGAAACAACUCGAAGAUGAGUUCAAAGUUAAGAGCGAAGCAGAAAAGCUGAUAAAGGCGUAUUCUACCGGCCGUUCCAAAGAUCAGAAACAUCUCAGUGAUGCUCAGAAAAUACUCCAUGACAGCAAAAGAAAAAUAGAAAUUUUGCGCAUGUUGAUUCUCCAACAUAAAGAAACACCUACAAUAAGUCCAUUGGAGAAACGCAUUGAGGAAUUGAGCCACCGAUUUGCGAUCGAGCGUGCCGUGGCUGAAGGAGCCAAACAUGCCAUCCAGAAAUUGGAUGGAAAGCCGCUUGUUGAGGCACAAUCAAUACUACAGGCGUCAAAUGAAAAGCUGGACCUCCUUAAAUAUUCCUUGCAGGAACGAGUGAAAGAACUUCCUGAUGGCCACCAUAGGAAGAGUAUAACCACCGAGGAACUGUCCCUUGGUUCAGUCAAAUCCAAGUCCAUAGCACUAACCGCAUCAUUCUUCCAAAUCCAUUGUUACAAUAUUUAUUCUGAUUGUUUGACAGGUACUCUGAAAGUGCGAGUAAAGGGCUGUCACGGUAUUCUGGAGAAUGUACCUGGCAGACUAAAGGACCCGUCAGAUGUUCUCCUUGGCAGGAGUCCACGUCGAGGAAGAUUCUUAUUAAUGAACCGGAUCAGAAGAAACAACCGUGGCAGCAAUCAGAACAUCCAAGAGACUUUUGACUUUUCUAGUGAAGUCCUUACUCAGCUGAAGAUCGAUCAUAUUCCAGUGGGUUCAACAAGUUGGAAAACUGUUUCUAACCCAUCCUGGAAUAAGACAUUUAAACUGGAUUUAGAUAAGUCUCGGGAGCUAGAAAUAUCCUUAUAUUGGCAUGAUCAGAGAUCACUGUGUGCCACAAAGACUCUGAAGUUGGAAGAAUUCCUGUUGAACCCCAAACAGGAACUGUGUCUACAACUGGAACCACAGGGCACCCUUUUCAUCAAGGUGACGUUUUCCAGUCCUUUCACCCAGAAAAGGCCAAAGCUUCAAACAAUUAAGAAAUUAAUCUCCUCAAAACAAGAGGAGACCACCGAACCAGCUCCACUGGAGGAUGCAGCUAUUGAUGCUCAUUCGCUGCCAGAAUCGGAUACUGAGAGCGUGGAUUCAUCGGCGCCGGCUGUGGAUACUGAAACGGAAAAGACCAUCCAGCCAGCUCCAGAAGAAGAUGUUGUUACUGACAAUCCUAUAUUGCCAGUAGCCACUGAGAGCAUGCGCCCAUUAACACCUGAUGCUGAUACCAUUACAGAAGAGACCUUCCAACCACCUCCAGUGGAAGCUACAACUAUUGACAAUGUACCAGUAGUGGACACUGAGAAUGUGGAUUCAACACUACCAGCUAUCAACACCAUUAGUACAGAAACUAUCCAACCACCUCCAGUGGAAGCUAGAAUUUUUGACAAUGCUCCACUGCCAGUAGCAGUAGAGGACUCUGUGAGCAUGGAACCAUUACCACCAGCUAUUGUAAGCUUGCUAGAAAUGACAAUCCAACCAGCUCUAGAAGUUUAUUUAGUUACUGACCCUACUCCAUUGCCAGUAAAGGACACGGACAGCGUGGAGCCAUCGGUGCCAGCUGUUGAUGAAAUUACAGAAAAGACAAUUCAACCAGCUCCAGAGGAGGAUGCAGCUAUUAAUCCUCAAUCACUACCAGUAGAGGACUCUGAGAGCAUGAAGCCAUUGCUGCCAGCUGACGAUGAAGAUACAGAAAAGACAAUCCAACCACCUCCAGAGGAGGAUGCAGCUAUUAAUCCUCAAUCACUACCAGUAGAGGACUCUGAGAGCAUGAAGCCAUUGCUGCCAGCUGACGAUGAAGAUACAGAAAAGAUAAUCCAACCAGCUCCAGAGCAGGCUGUAGUAAUUGACACGCCUCAAGUGUCAGCAGUGGACAAUAAGAAAGUGGAAUCAUCACCACCUGGUGCUGCUACUGAUAUGGAAAAAAACAUCCAAACAUCAACAGAGAAAGAUGCAGUUAUUGAUAUUGAUAACAUUGCAGAAGAAAUCACUGGACCACCAAAGGGUUUAGUUCGUGACGCUGUUCCAUUGGCAGAAGCAGAUGUGGAAAAUCCAUCAUCAUCAGCUGGUAUUCAGCAAGGAGCUCGGCUGAGCAUUCAGGAUUUUGAUUGUCUCUGUGUGCUGGGAAGAGGAGCAUUUGGAAAGGUUCUGCUUGUUGAGUACAAGCGUACAAAGAGCAAAUUUGCUUUAAAAGCCCAAAAAAAACAAGACAUAACUGGAACUAAAAGAGUCCCAAGGCUUAUAUGUGAAAAGGAAAUCCUACAGACUGUGAGCGAAGUACAGCAUCCUUUCCUUGUUAACAUGUUGGCAAGUUUCCAGACUCCGGGUCAUUUUUGUUUUUUAAUGGAGUAUGCCGCUGGUGGGGACUUAAUGACCGAUAUUAGGAACAACAACUUUCAGCCAUUUUCCACAACCAGAGCUGUGUUUUAUGCGGCGUGUUGUGUGCUCGGCCUGGAUUUCUUGCAUCAAAACGAUAUUGUUCACAGAGAUCUCAAAUUGGAAAACAUUGUAAUUGACAUAGAUGGAUUUGCCAAAAUUACAGACUUUGGUCUUAGUAAACAAGGGAUGGGAUAUGGAGAACAAGACAGAACAUAUUGUGGCACCCUGCAUUACAUGGCACCGGAAAUGGUUUGCGGUAAACCAUACACAACAUCUAUUGACUGGUGGAGUCUCGGUGCAGUUAUUUAUAUAAUGCUGUGUGGAAUGCUUUUGCAUAAAGAUCCCAAAGUCCGUCUAGGAGCCAGCGAGAAUGAUGCCUGGGAUCUGAAGAGCCACCCUUUUUUUAAACAAAUAGACUGGUUCGCAUUAUUGUUUAAGAGUGUCAGGCCGCCAUGCGUACCAUCCAUCGAGGGACCAGACGACGUCCGCUACUUUAAUAGAAUGUACACAUCAUGCGCCCCCAUUCUGACACCGCCAGGCGAGUCUGAGUCACUAUCUGAUGUAGAGCUGGAGCUAUUCAAAGAUUUUGACUGGGUUUCCGAUAGGAUUUAA
Pelobates fuscus (common spadefoot toad) is the source of this 3189-nucleotide messenger RNA. Its product is annotated as serine/threonine-protein kinase N2-like. Bases 1 to 3189 code for a protein of 1062 amino acids. Lineage: Eukaryota; Metazoa; Chordata; Amphibia; Anura; Pelobatidae. The record is from RefSeq and is a predicted model, not a curated record. Gene Ontology annotation, molecular function: ATP binding; protein serine/threonine kinase activity. Gene Ontology annotation, cellular component: nucleus; cytoplasm. The transcript has 20 exons. Gene Ontology annotation, biological process: protein phosphorylation; signal transduction.